GACUUUGGCUGUGGCUGUGACAACGCAGUGGGCGGGAUUUUACCUCAGACCAGGGGAGAGAGUCUAGUCUUUGGUGAGACUGAGGGGGAGUGAAAGACAGAAAGGGACCUGGAUUGCUCUCCAGAGAACGGAAUCUGCACGGUGAUCUCCAGCUGUGUGGGUGAUCCUUAAGUCACCAUGAACGACUAGGAACUCAGCUCUCCAAGGGAAAUGGCUUGUUUUGUAACAUCCCUGCGCUACCACCUGGUCUAUGUCUCCAGCUGCCUGUGAAGGGGCCUGUCAGCUGUUUAUGGGAACCAUCACUUUGUUUGCACUCUUGAGGAUUUAAACUUUUUUUUUUUUUUUUUUUUGGACAACUUUUCUGUUUUAGCCCCACUGUCGAGACAAAGCAGCAGUGCUUUGCAAAACACUGGGGAGGCAGCAAGACAAUGGCGAACAACUCGUACAGUGGGGUGAAGAACUCCCUGAUGGAGGCCAACCAUGAUGGGGAGUUUGGCUGCACACUCAAAGAACUGCGGUCCUUGAUGGAACUGAGAGGCGCUGAAGCGAUUAGCAAAAUUGGGGAUUCUUAUGGGGAUACUCAAGGACUCUGCAACCGGCUAAAAACGUCACCUAUAGAUGGUCUAAGUGGACAGCCUGCUGACAUUGAGAAGCGGAAAACGGCUUAUGGGCAAAAUUUAAUACCACCCAAAAAGCCCAAAACCUUCCUACAAUUAGUGUGGGAGGCACUACAAGAUGUCACACUAAUUAUCCUAGAAGUGGCAGCCAUAGUUUCACUAGGCCUUUCUUUUUAUAGACCACCAGAUGCCGAAAGAGAACACUGUGGAAGAGCUGCUGGUGGUGUGGAGGAUGAAAAUGAGUCUGAGGCAGGAUGGAUCGAAGGUGCCGCCAUUCUUCUGUCAGUUGUCUGUGUAGUGCUGGUGACGGCAUUCAAUGACUGGAGUAAAGAGAAGCAGUUUAGGGGCCUCCAGAGCCGUAUUGAGCAGGAACAGAAAUUUACUGUUGUCCGUGGAGGACAAGUUAUCCAAAUUCCAGUGGCUGAGAUUGUGGUCGGCGACGUUGCACAAAUAAAAUAUGGUGACCUCUUACCUGCUGAUGGAGUUCUCAUUCAAGGCAACGAUCUGAAAAUUGAUGAGAGCUCGCUCACAGGAGAGUCGGACCAUGUUAAGAAAACACAAGAAAAAGAUCCAAUGCUGUUAUCAGGCACUCAUGUAAUGGAAGGCUCAGGGAAAAUGGUGGUCACUGCUGUGGGUGUCAAUUCUCAAACUGGAAUUAUCUUCACUUUACUCGGGAGCGGUGAGGAUGACGACGACGAAGAAGAUGAAAAGAAAAAGGAAAAGGAAGAGAAGAAGAAACAGAAAAAAAACAAGAAGCAGGACGGAUCUGUGGAAAAUCGUAAGAAAGCCAAAGCACAGGACGGUGCUGCGAUGGAAAUGCAGCCUCUGAACAGUGACGAUGGAGGUGAUGCUGAGGAAAAGAAGAAAGCCAAUCUGCCAAAAAAAGAGAAGUCUGUCCUCCAAGGCAAGCUGACCAAACUAGCUGUACAGAUUGGAAAAGCAGGAUUGGUCAUGUCAGCCAUUACUGUCAUUAUCCUGGUGGUGUUGUUUGUAGUCGACACCUUUUGGAUCCAGAAUCUGCCCUGGGUCAAGGAUUGCACACCCAUUUACAUUCAGUUCUUUGUGAAAUUCUUCAUCAUUGGUGUCACUGUUCUUGUGGUGGCUGUUCCUGAAGGCCUGCCGCUUGCUGUAACAAUCUCCCUGGCAUACUCUGUUAAGAAAAUGAUGAACGAUAACAACCUUGUGCGUCAUUUGGAUGCUUGUGAGACCAUGGGCAAUGCAACGGCCAUUUGCUCUGACAAGACUGGUACUCUCACCAUGAACCGUAUGACUGUGGUGCAGGCCUACGUUGCUGAUAACCACUACAAGAGGGUCCCUGAACCAGAAAAGAUCCCUCCCUCCAUUUUAGACAUCCUGAUUCUGGGCAUAGCAGUGAACUGUGCCUACACUACUAAGAUCAUGCCUCCAGAAAAAGAAGGAGGUCUGCCACGACAAGUGGGUAAUAAGACCGAAUGUGCCUUGCUUGGCUUUUCUAAUGACUUGAAACGAGACUACCAAACUAUUCGCAACGAGAUCCCUGAAGAGAAACUGUACAAAGUCUACACCUUCAACUCAGUCCGCAAAUCAAUGAGCACUGUGUUGAAGUUGGCUGAUGGCAGCUAUCGCAUGUUCAGCAAAGGAGCCUCUGAAAUUCUCUUAAAAAAGUGCUAUAAAAUCCUGACCGCAAAUGGUGAGUCAAAGGUGUUUCGCCCACGGGACAGAGAUGAUAUGGUCAAGAGGGUGAUCGAGCCCAUGGCCUCGGAGGGCCUGAGAACCAUCUGCCUUGCAUACAGAGAUUUUACUGUUUCUGAUGGUGAACCGGACUGGGACAAUGAAAAUGAUAUCCUCACUGGAAUGACCUGCAUCUGCGUAGUGGGAAUUGAAGACCCCGUGAGACCAGAGGUCCCAGAUGCUAUCAGGAAAUGCCAGCGUGCUGGAAUCACAGUUAGGAUGGUUACUGGGGACAACAUAAACACAGCUCGAGCCAUCGCCACCAAGUGUGGCAUCCUGCAGCCCGGAGAUGACUUCCUCUGCCUGGAGGGAAAAGAGUUCAACCGCAGGAUACGGAAUGAAAAAGGAGAGAUUGAACAAGAACGCAUCGAUAAGAUCUGGCCUAAACUACGAGUACUGGCUCGUUCAUCCCCCACAGACAAGCACACCUUAGUAAAAGGCAUUAUUGAUAGCACAGUACUGGAACAGAGACAAGUAGUCGCAGUAACGGGAGAUGGUACAAAUGAUGGUCCUGCCCUUAAGAAAGCUGAUGUUGGUUUUGCUAUGGGUAUUGCUGGGACAGAUGUUGCUAAGGAGGCGUCUGACAUUAUCUUGACUGAUGACAAUUUUUCCAGCAUUGUUAAAGCGGUCAUGUGGGGCCGAAACGUCUAUGACAGCAUCUCAAAAUUCCUACAGUUUCAGCUAACCGUCAACGUGGUGGCUGUCAUUGUAGCAUUUACAGGAGCCUGCAUCACACAGGACUCUCCCUUGAAAGCAGUGCAGAUGUUAUGGGUCAACCUUAUCAUGGACACUUUUGCUUCAUUAGCUCUGGCUACAGAGCCCCCCACAGAAUCCCUGCUGCUAAGGAAGCCAUAUGGCCGCAACAAACCUCUCAUCUCACGCACCAUGAUGAAGAAUAUCCUGGGUCAUGGAGUGUACCAGCUAAUUAUCAUUUUUAUGCUGCUCUUUGCGGGAGAAAAAAUAUUCGAUAUUGACAGUGGCAGGAAUGCACCCCUCCAUGCCCCACCCUCUGAACACUACACCAUUGUCUUCAAUACCUUUGUAUUGAUGCAGCUUUUCAAUGAAAUCAAUGCUCGCAAGAUCCACGGUGAAAGGAAUGUGUUUGAGGGCAUGUUCAACAACCCUAUCUUCUGUAGUAUAGUCUUUGGUACCUUCCUUAUUCAGAUUGUCAUAGUGCAGUUUGGCGGGAAGCCAUUCAGCUGUGUGGCUCUGACCAUUGACCAGUGGUUGUGGUGCACGUUCCUGGGGUUUAGCUCCCUUUUAUGGGGACAGAUUAUCUCCUCAAUACCCACCAGCCGCUUAAAAUUCCUGAAAACAGCAGGCCACGGCACACAGAAAGAGGAGAUCCCUGAUGAAGAGCUGGAGGAGCUGGACGACAUGGAUGAGAUUGACCAUGCUGAGCGGGAACUCCGUCGAGGCCAGAUCCUCUGGUUCCGAGGCCUCAAUCGCAUCCAAACUCAGAUGGAUGUAGUGAGUGCGUUCCAGAGUGGAACUUCCUUUCAGGGGGCUCUAAGGCGGCAGGCCUCCAACUCCAGCCAACAACAGCACGAUAUCCGGGUGGUGAAAGCAUUCCGCAGCUCCAUCUCCCUCUAUGAGGGGCUGGAGAAACCCGAGUCACGAACAUCAAUCCACAACUUCAUGACCCACCCCGAGUUUCGGAUAGAGGACUCGGAGCCUCAUAUUCCCCUCAUAGACGACACCGAUGCAGAGGACGACGCUCCCACCAAGCGUAAUUCUGCCAGCCCUCGCAACACCACGCCCACACCGCCCUCACCCACGCCCUCGCCCGCCACUACCAUCGCCCCCACCACACCGGUCUCUCCCUCUCCAAACCAGAACAAUAACGCUGUGGAAAGCAGCAACCACCUCCUCCCGGAGGGCUCCAAAUCAGGAACCCCCUCAGCCCCGGGGAGCCCACUACACAGCCUGGAGACCUCCCUUUGAUCUGACCCCUGCUCCACACGUCAGCACCUCUUUUCUACCCACCACCAAGGAGCUCAACUCAGACAAAACAGACAGACAUUUGGAGAGGAGAGAUGAAGGGCUAGACGGAGAGCGGAGUCUUGUGUGAGCUUGGCUUGGGCUGGACUAAAAGAACAGCAGACAUUCAGAGGAAUGUAUGGCUUGGUGUGGAUUCGUUAAUUUUUUUUUUUUUUUUUUUGGUUCUUAUACCUUGCUGCAACACAAGGACUCUACACCCCUCCUUCCUUGGUAACAUUUGUUUUUCUGGGUAACAAGGGGUGAUCAUAAACUCAGAUUGAAAGUGACCUGUUUUUAUUAUUCUAUAAUUAUUAUUAUUGCUCUUAUUUUAAUCAAGUGGAGGAGAUCCUCCUCCAGGCUUGAAGAUCGUCUGUAAGUUUAUGAAAGAACCUUUAGCUUCUCUUUUAACUGAAUGGUGUUGUAUAUUUAUCUCUUCGGCCCUCGCUCAUUCAAAACUUAUUUCUGCUCCAUCGGCUGUUAAUAUUUUGAGUUAUUUAUGUUUUUGGAAAAAAGCAGGUCUGUUUACAAAGUUUGUAGAUACUUUUUUUCUGUUUGUAGGCAAAAGAGCUUCCUGAUGUUUAAUGCAGAAACCUGGGACAGAAUAGAAAAUGAAAGGAUUAUUUCAGAUACUGCUGUAUUUUCAGGAGAAAAAGGGUGUUUCUAUUGAAACUUUACUAUUUUUGCCUGCAAGUUUUAUUUGUUAUAUAUUUGUAGAUAAAUAUAGAACCUUCUAGUCAAACCGAUAAACACUAAAGCUUGUGUAGAAUGGGACGAGGCAUUUUCACAAGAGACAGGGAGGGAAAGACAAAAAGGGCCUCUGUCCACUAACGUUAUAAAUAUUUACUUCUUCCAUUUCUUUGAUAAUUUUCUUGUGCACAAAACCUUGAGUUCUGGGUUCUCUCUUCAUUCAUUACAUUGUGUUGAAGAAUUUCCACAUGUUCAAAGGUUAAAUUAUUAAAAGGGAGUUUAAAAAAAAAAAAAAAAAAUCUGGGCCUGUAUUUAACAAGCAUCGCACCCAGAAUCAAGCUGGGAGUCGGGGAGGAAACGAGCUUACCUCAGACGGGCAUGGGGUCAGUGAGCCUCCUACAGAAGCUUUGGGCAUGGAGAGGUUCUCCUUUUAGAUUUGUGGAAUUAUAAAGUGAAAACAACCUUGGAGUAAUCUUUAGAGGUAGCUGACGGAAUUAAAACAGCUUCACCUGAGGAUAGGUUAAAGCUAAAUCCCGUUACUGGCGCUGUAUUCGCUGUUCAGCCACGGCAACUAUUUAUUUUUCAUAGAUGUUCAUAGACAUGACAUGAAUGUGCCUUGGCUCCAGCAGUCAUUCAGAUGAUCCUGGUCUUAUCAUUCACCUCCUUCAGGAAACUCCUUACAGAUAACACUUGUUUCUACAGCUACAAGUAGGACCAAAUAAGCUUAUUCCUAACAUUUUGGGUGGAAUAGGAUGGAUUUCUCUCCUUUGGAUGCUUGAUAAAUAUAGAGCCUGGUUCCUUU
Melanotaenia boesemani (Boeseman's rainbowfish) is the source of this 5796-nucleotide messenger RNA. RefSeq names its product ATPase plasma membrane Ca2+ transporting 1a (gene atp2b1a). The record is from RefSeq and is a predicted model, not a curated record. Gene Ontology annotation, cellular component: membrane; intracellular membrane-bounded organelle. Gene Ontology annotation, molecular function: PDZ domain binding; P-type calcium transporter activity; ATP binding. Gene Ontology annotation, biological process: regulation of cytosolic calcium ion concentration; calcium ion transmembrane transport. The transcript has 22 exons. NCBI's taxonomy places the organism in Eukaryota, Metazoa, Chordata, Actinopteri, Atheriniformes, Melanotaeniidae. Bases 429 to 4271 code for a protein of 1280 amino acids.